Molecule: messenger RNA, 2173 nt
Organism: Nerophis lumbriciformis (worm pipefish)
Lineage: Eukaryota; Metazoa; Chordata; Actinopteri; Syngnathiformes; Syngnathidae
Biological process (GO): regulation of transcription by RNA polymerase II
Molecular function (GO): RNA polymerase II cis-regulatory region sequence-specific DNA binding; DNA-binding transcription factor activity, RNA polymerase II-specific
Source: RefSeq, a predicted model, not a curated record
CGUCCAGCAGCUGAUCGGUAAUCCAGAAGAAGUUUCCCCUCAGUUAGGGGGGAGCUCCACUUUGAAGCAGGAGACUCCACAACCACCCUGCAUUAAAAAGGAAGAGGAGGAACUCUGCAUCACUCAGGAGGGAGAGUGUCUUCUAGGACGAGAGGAAGCUGAUUACACCAAGUUUCCACUGAAUGUUAUCUUUGUGAAGACUGAAGAUGAUGAAGAGAAACCACAAGUUGACAACCUCUUAGCUCCACUAUCAGAUAGUGAGGCUGAAGACGAGGUUGAAGAACCUUUGAGCAGCGAUAAAGACUGUGAAGGUGAUAUGAGGACUCACACUGACAACAAACACUCUGAAUGCUCUACAAAGAAGAGAGGUAAAACAUGUUUGAGCUGCUCAGUUUGUGCUAAAAGUUUUACUAAAAAGAGCCAUUUGACUCGACACAUGAGAACACAUACAGGAGAAAAAACAUUUAAGUGUUCAGUUUGUGGCAAAAGUUUUUCUCGAAAUAGCAUUUUGACUGAACACAUGAGAACACACACAGGAGAAAAGCCAUUUACAUGUUCAGUUUGUGGCAAAAGCUUUUCUCGAAACACCAUUUUGACUAAACACAUACGAACACACACAAGAGAAAAACCAUUUAAUUGUUCAAUUUGUGUCAAACGCUUUUCUCAAAAUUGCCAUUUGACUGAACACAUGAAAACACACACAGGAGAAAAGCCAUUUGAGUGUUCAGUUUGUGGCAAAAGCUUUUCUCGAAAUAGCCAUUUGACUGAACACAUGACAACACACACAGGAGAAAAAACAUUUAUUUGUUCAGUUUGUGGCUACAGCUUUUCUCAAAAUAGCUCUUUGACUCAACACAUGAGAACACAUACAGGAGAAAAAACAUGUUAUUGUUCAGUUUGUGGCAAAAGCUUUUCUCGAAAUAGCUCUUUGACUGAACACAUGAGAACACACACAGGAGAAAAAACAUUUAAUUGUUCAGUUUGUUUCAAAAGCUUUUCUGUUAAGAGUAAUUUGUCUGAACACAUGAGAACACACACAGGUGAAAAACCUUUUAAUUGUUCAGUUUGUGGCAAAAGUUUUUCUGUUAAGAGCAAUUUGACUGAACACAUGAGGACACACACUGGACUAAAACCAUUGAAUUGUUCAGUGUGUGGUACAAGCUUUUCUCAUAAAGGCUCUUUGUGGCGACACAUGAGAACACACGCUGGAGAAAAAACAUUUAGUUGUUCAGUGUGCUGUAAAAGGUUCACACAUAAUAUAGACGCAGUAAAACACAUAAGAACACACAAGGGAAAAUAACCAAUUAGCUGUUUAGUUUGUGGUAUGUUGCUCAUAUGUGGCGACAUCCACCCUACCCAGGACCUCCUCACUGCUUCUUUCACAAAUAUCUGAGGUAUUCAUACAAACUUGGAUUAUUUGGAGCAUAAUCUUAUCUACUCAUGACCCCAUGUCUUCUCUGUAUUUGAAACCUUCCUGAACAGUAAGAUAGAUGAUGCUUCAAGUGCUUGGUUACUCCUUCUUCAGUCCAGGGACCUGGGGCCUCAUGUGUCAAGUUUGCGCACGCUCAAAAACCUGCACUACACCCUUUUUCACUGCAAAGUUGAGAUGUAUCAAAACUGACGUUGACACAUAAGUGAUGCUGGGUAACUGUUUGCAUAACAAACUGCCAACUUUUACUCCUCAGACUGAUUGAUGUGCAAAUCAGAGACAUAUGAACAAUUAACCCCCAACACCCACAACCCAACCCCCACCUCCCUCGACAUUCGGGCAUAACAGGUUCAAUCCGGCCCGCGAGAUGAGUUUGCAAAGUGUAAAAUUCAGCUGCAUUUUUUUAUGAAAUAAUCUGCUGUUCUAAAUGUGUCCACUGGAUGUCGCAAUAACAAUUCUGUUAGGCAAGCAAGUAGUUUAUACCGGGGCGAGCAUGUAUACCAAGCAAGAGGUACACGGUAAAGCGGGGCUGUGAUUCCUCCCCCUUGACCCAACGUAAAACAGGAGUAAAAUAACCAAUCAGUAACCCCACUUAAAAUACAAUAGAAUGGUAGAGUUUUAUUGUCAUUAUUACAGUGAACUGGUUCAAAAAACAAUAUAAUUGGAGCAGAUCCCCUAAGGUGCAUACACAAUAAUUUAGUAAUACAGGCAUGUGAUUUUUCCGUCUAAAGUCGGAAUUCCGUC